Salvia miltiorrhiza (redroot sage) is the source of this 843-nucleotide messenger RNA. RefSeq lists its product as uncharacterized. The record is from RefSeq and is a predicted model, not a curated record. Lineage: Eukaryota; Viridiplantae; Streptophyta; Magnoliopsida; Lamiales; Lamiaceae. The coding region runs from base 280 to 564 and encodes 94 amino acids. The transcript has 3 exons.
UUAACCCGCUAUGGCGCUAUCUCUCUCAAAAUCUUCUGCCAUUACUGGCUUUGUUUUAGUGCCAUAAUUAAUUAAUAUCGUUAUCAACUUUAGUAAUCAGUAGUAUUCUUGAUGACUUGCUUCCCUUUUCAGUUUUCUCAUCACAAAACCCUAAAACCACAAAUUUAGCUGUAGCUCGACCGUCUUCAACUUUUCCAGAAGCGGGCUUCGUGAUUUUACGAUUCGACCUUUUUCUUGGAUGCUAUUUAUGUCAAAGUUGAGCCCUGAUCUAUAGAAAAAAUGUCAAGGCCAGUGCUGCUUGUUUGCGUGCUGCUUAUAUUGAUUAUCACGUCUCAAUUUGAAUGGAGGCAACAACUAGUGAGCGAUGUCGAUGCAAUUGCAACCCCGAGGGAAUCUCAGAAGCAACAGAGGAUACAGCAACGAGAAGAAAGUAUCAAAGAGAAGAUUAUUCUGUCCCAAGAGAAGAAUAUCCAAAGCCUGAAUGAGCUUGUUCGUAGUCUUAAAGAACAGCUGAGACAGUGUCGUGGUAACAAUGAAACAUCUAACGGCGCUUUCAGCUCGUAGAUGACAAUGUUUUGACUUUGAGCUUCAGCUGACUUUUCAUGGAAGAUUAGCUGCUGCUGCUACAAGCCUGAAUCUUCUCGUUCCGAUAUUCCACCAUUGUUCUUCUUUAGCUAUAUUUUUCUUUUUUGUAAUAAUUAAAUGUAAAGCCCUAAUUACUUGUGCUAGCUCUUUAUAUUUAUAGCUCUGUAAGUAUAGUUACAUUGUUUCUUACACUUGUGCACCAAUUUUACUUGGUCUGUAUUUACUAUUUUUAUUAUAAUCCUUUGGCAUUAUGGGACU